AUGUCUGUGAGCAGGAUACUGUACAGUUUUGCCACAGCGUUUCGGCGCUCAGCGAAGAAGGCGGUUCUUUCCUCUCAGCAGCCGGCGCCGCUCACACCUGACAGCGACUUGUUUACUUUCACCGUCAGCCAGGAAAUCAGAGAGGAUGAUGGCAAGGGUACUUUCAGUGCUGUAGCAAAGGACAAGGACAAGCAGAGCUUCAAGCUGCGUGCAGGAAUGGACAAAAAAAUUGUCAUUUAUGUCCAACAAACCUGCAAUAAAGAACUGGCCAUUGAAAGGUGUUUCGGUCUCCUGCUCAGCCCUGGGAAAAAUGUGAAGAACAGCGACAUGCACCUGCUAGAUCUGGAGUCGAUGGGAAAGAGUUCCGACGGGAAGUCUUACAUCAUCACAGGAAGUUGGAACCCCAACACGCCUCAGUUCCAGCCUGUGAAUGAGGAAACGCCCAAAGGUGACAGCCAAAGAAAU
Molecule: messenger RNA, 465 nt
Organism: Notothenia coriiceps (black rockcod)
Lineage: Eukaryota; Metazoa; Chordata; Actinopteri; Perciformes; Nototheniidae
Product: rab GTPase-activating protein 1-like
Exons: 5
Source: RefSeq, a predicted model, not a curated record